Molecule: messenger RNA, 2018 nt
Organism: Misgurnus anguillicaudatus (oriental weatherfish)
Lineage: Eukaryota; Metazoa; Chordata; Actinopteri; Cypriniformes; Cobitidae
Source: RefSeq, a predicted model, not a curated record
UCGUUCACAACAGAUUACUUAAAAGGAGAACACCCGCAAAUAAAGAACCAAAGAAGAAAACUUGAGCUUGAUCUAACAUUCAAUGAGAAGAUAAAGGAUGGAUAUCAUUGUGAUUUCAUUGCUCACAGUUUUGCCUUGCCUGUGUAAUGCUGGCUCUACAGACAAUGUUGCUUUUGGAGCCAACGCUGUCCAGUCCUCCACUUUCGAUGAAUUUGCAGAUGCUAAUCAUGCUGUAGAUGGUAACAGAGAAUCAAUAUACACGAGGGGCUCAUGCUCUCACACUGCAGGAGAAUAUAAUCCCUGGUGGAGAGUGGACCUCAAAAGGAUCUACAGUAUUAACAAAGUUACCAUCACUAAUCGUGGAGACUGUUGUCCAGAGAGGAUAGAAGGUGCUCAGAUCCGUAUUGGCAACAGUCUGGAUAACAAUGGCAACAACAAUAAGCUCGCUGAAACAGUUGUGUCUAUCCCACUUGGAGGCACACAAACAUUUACAUUUGACCAUAUUCUGGGACAAUAUGUUAACAUCUUUCUACCUGGAACACAAAAAAUCCUCACUCUGUGUGAAGUUGAAGUCUAUUCAGAUAACAUUGCUUUUGGAGCCGAUGCUGUCCAGUCCUCCACUUACGAUCAAUUUGCAGAUGCUAAACAUGCUGUAGAUGGUAACAGAGAAUCAAUAUACACGAUGGGCUCAUGCACUCACACCGAAGUAGAAGAUAAUCCCUGGUGGAGAGUGGACCUCAAAAGUAUCUACAGUAUUAACAGAGUUAUCAUCACUAAUCGUGGAGACUGUUGUGAAGAGAGGAUAAUAGGUGCUCAGAUCCGUAUUGGCAACAGUCUGGAUAACAAUGGCAACAACAAUGAGCUGGCUUCAACUAUUUUCACUGCUCCUCAGCACACAGCGACAUUUGAGUUUAAGCCUAUUCUAGGACGAUAUGUCAACAUCUUUCUACCUGGAACACAAAAAAUCCUCAAUUUUUGUGAGGUUGAAGUGUAUUCAGAUAACAUUGCUUUUGGAGCCAACGCUGUCCAGUCCUCCACUUUCGAUGAAUUUGGAGAUGCUAAACAUGCUGUAGAUGGUAACAGAGAAUCAAUAUACACGAGGGGUUCAUGCUCUCACACUGCAGGAGAAUAUAAUCCCUGGUGGAGAGUGGACCUCAAAAGGAUCUACAGUAUUAACAAAGUUAUCAUCACUAAUCGUGGAGACUGUUGUCCAGAGAGGAUAGAUGGUGCUCAGAUCCGUAUUGGCAACAGUCUGGAUAACAAUGGCAACAACAAUGAGCUCGCUGCAAUAGUUGGGUCCAUCCCACUUGGAGGCACACAAACAUUUACAUUUGACCAUAUUCAAGGGCAAUAUGUCAACAUCUUUCUACCAGGGAACGGGAACUCUAAAAUACUCACUCUGUGUGAAGUUGAAGUCUAUCCAGAAAACAUUGCUUUAGGAGCCAAUGCUGUCCAGUCCUCCACUUUCGAUCAAUUUGCAGAUGCUAAUCAUGCUGUAGAUGGUAACAGAGAAUCAAUAUACACGAAGGGCUCAUGCUCUCACACUGCAGGAGAAUAUAAUCCCUGGUGGAGAGUUGACCUCAAAAGUAUCUACAGUAUUAACAGAGUUACCAUCAUUAAUCGUGGAGACUGUUGUGAAGAGAGGAUAGAUGGUGCUCAGAUCCGUAUUGGCAACAGUCUGGAUAACAAUGGCAACAACAAUGAGCUCGCUGCAACAAUUGGGUCCAUCCCACUUGGAGGCACACAAACAUUUACAUUUGACAAUAUUCAAGGGCAAUAUGUCAACAUCUUUCUACCAGGGAACCAAAAAAUACUCACUCUGUGUGAGGUUGAGGUUUAUGCAGGUUGAGUGGCAUGAAGAAGUUACACCACAGUCCACCAAAAGAAGAGGCUAACAUCUCAAAACAGUCACUGGCCCUGAAUAAUUUUUUUAAUAACUUUACAAAAACACAUAUUUUUGUGUUCUAUGGAGGUAUCAAAAAUAAUGUAUAAAAUAAAUACAUAAAUUAAGCAUGUUA